AUGUGUUUGGUGCAGCAUUAUUGUAUGAUGAAACGAUUGAAACCUUUGAAUGGUUGUUUGCUGCAUUUGAUGGGAAAGAGACCAAAAACCAUCUUAACAGAUCAAGAUCAAGCAAUGAGCGCUGCUUUAGCUUCCAAGUGGCCAUCAACUUACCAUCGCUUAUGUGUUUGGCAUAUUUUUCAAAAUGCAGCCACUCAUCUCUCAAGCGUUUUUUCGAGUUUCAAACAUACACUUGCAGCUGAUUUUAGUCGUUGUAUAUACGACUAUGAAGAAGAGUCAGAAUUCCUUGAUGCAUGGAACAAAAUGAUAGAAAAAUACGACUUGAAAGAUAAUCAAUGGUUGGCAAGAAUGUUUUCUCUAAGGGAAAAAUGGGCAUUGGUUUAUGGAAGAAAUACUUUUUGUGCAGAUAUCAUUACAACUCAACGGAGUGAGUGCAUGAAUGCUAUUGUGAAGCAUUAUAUAAGUUACAAAAACAAUAUUGUUGAGGUGUUCCAUCAUUUCCAAAGGUUGAUAGAUGAUCGUCGUGAGAAAGAAUCAACAGAAGAUUUAAAAAAUGCUCAAAGUUAUCCUGCUAUGACAUUUCUAUUGGAAAUAUUAAAGCAUGCUGCUGCCGUUUAUACACAUAGGAUGUUUGCAUUGUUUAAUGAGGAGUUAAGAAAGGCAUUUGAAAGUAAGAUCGAGAGUGAGGAUGAAUUUGGAAGUUCAAGAAUAUAUAAGGUCAGGCCAUUUCAUCGAACUAAAGAGCAUGUAGUCACAUAUGAUUCUAUUGGAGGUUCUAUUUCUUGCAGUUGUAGAAAGUUUGAAUUCUCAGGUAUUUUAUGCUCACAUAGUUUAAAAGUCUUAACAUUUAUGAAUAUGGAUCGAAUACCUGAUGAAUAUAUCUUAAAGCGGUGGACCAAACAUGCGAAGAAUGGUAUGACAGGAGGUUGUGAUGAAGGAGUUGUUGUUGAUGAAAAAUCAAAAAAGAAGCAACGAUAUAAAGAGUUAUGUAACUCAUUCAUGCAGUUGGUAGUAAAAGCAGUUGAGAGUGAAGAUGGUUAUACUUAUGCUAGUGAUUGUCUUCUGAAAAUGGGAAACAAACAUUGA
Messenger RNA from Salvia splendens (bonfire salvia), 1086 nucleotides. Its product is annotated as protein FAR-RED IMPAIRED RESPONSE 1. Gene Ontology annotation, biological process: regulation of DNA-templated transcription. The coding region runs from base 1 to 1086 and encodes 361 amino acids. Lineage: Eukaryota; Viridiplantae; Streptophyta; Magnoliopsida; Lamiales; Lamiaceae. The record is from RefSeq and is a predicted model, not a curated record. Gene Ontology annotation, molecular function: zinc ion binding. The transcript has a single exon.